Homalodisca vitripennis (glassy-winged sharpshooter) is the source of this 2554-nucleotide messenger RNA. Its product is annotated as SH3 domain-binding glutamic acid-rich protein homolog. The transcript has 6 exons. NCBI's taxonomy places the organism in Eukaryota, Metazoa, Arthropoda, Insecta, Hemiptera, Cicadellidae. The record is from RefSeq and is a predicted model, not a curated record. Gene Ontology annotation, cellular component: cytoplasm. Bases 127 to 639 code for a protein of 170 amino acids.
GCCUUGAGAAUAUUUGCAGUUGAGAACACAGUUGAAGUACUUUAUUUUCUUAUCGAGCCAUCAGGAUAUUUUGGAUUAGCGUAGCUGCGUCUAUUUCUAUUGUGACAGUAAUUUUUAUCGCUCAACAUGGUAGUGAAAGUUUACAUCUCAGGGAUAUCGGGAAAUAAAGAGGUAAAAAAGAGGCAGCAAAGAGUAUGCAUGAUUUUGGACAGUAAAAACAUAACAUAUGAGGUUAUAGACAUCACGGAACCGGGGAAGGAGGCUGAAAAGGAGUUCAUGCAACAAAACAGUGACGCCAAAGAUGCCAAGCACCCCCUGCCUCCACAAAUAUUCAAUGGUGAAACCUACUGCGGAGAUUAUGAUGAAUUCGACCUUGCUAAUGAAAAUGAUGAACUAGAGAAAUUCCUGAAAGUACCAGUUUCCUCACCGGCAGCCGGCACAGUCAAUGUUGAGAACGGACAUGUGGCUAAUGGAAAUACAUCUAGUCGAGAUAACUCAGCAGAAAAGGAUGCCGGAGACCAGCAAGUUCCUGAAAGAUAUGGCAGUGUUGAGAAGCCAAGGUUGUUCUUUCAGCUUAAGAUCCAUAUCACUUAUCAACGGAAUGUGAUAAGAGAAGUAGAAAAGUGUCCGAUAUGUUAGUCUAACCAAUAAAGGAAGAGACCGGAGAAGGAAAGAAUUUAGAAGAUGAGGAAUCUGAAGAGGAAGAAGAGUGAAAUUAUUAUAAUGCCUCAAGUGCACGAGUGGCUAUAAACUUCUUUCAUUUAUGUAUUUCUACCCUGUUCAGUUGAAUUUCGCUUAAAACACAAUGAGGACUUUGUAUGCUUUGAUACACAUUACUUUAAGAAGAAGGAUCAUAUCUUUACACUCAGAAAAUAUCUCAUGAGAGAAUAGUGUGUAAAAAAUUUUCCCCGAAUUAUUUUAUAUGGAAUAAGCUCCUGUGUCAAUUGUUUAAGUACAACCCUUUUUACAAUUUUAACUUAACUGAUUUAUUGCCUUUUGUAACAGUAGUUGGCCUAAAUCAUAUUUGUAUCAUUGCAAGUUUACUUUUAUAUUUAAGGCUUAAACUAUUAGAAAUUAGUAAUUUAGAAUGAUGAUACUGUUUUCCUGGUGUAAUUUAAAUAGAGUACUGGCUAAUUAAAAAUUAACUGUUGAAUAUAUAUUACCUUAAGCAUAUUACAACAUUAGUUAAUUAAUCUGGUGAACUGAUGUUAAUGUCAAGAAUGUAAUUACUAUCUAAAUAAUAUUAGGAAUGACAUUUUACCAUGAAUAUUUUCUUGGCAUUUAUUCGUUUUAUUGCAUUGAGCAAUGUAUUUGUUCAUAAUUCAAACCUCAGUCCUCACAUUUUGAGAAGUAUUAACAGACAUUUAAUACUAGUUUUGAAACUUAAACUAAUUUAAUGUAUAUUCAAAUAUUAUGCGUACAAUUUGUAUGCUGAUUUCACUGUCAAUUUUCUGGACAAAUAAUAAAUUAAGUUAUGAAAUUUAAAUAUUAAAUUGGACUAAACGGCAAUAAUUGCAAAUAAUUUUGCUCUAUAUAUUAAUUGGAUUCGUUGAAAUUCCUCUGUCAAGGUGUCAGUUGUUUUAUAGUCUAAGUAUAUUUAAUCCUAAUAAUAUGUUUUGUGGUGCUUGCUUUGUUAUUAAGACUAUUCGUACAUUUCACUUAACUGAUCAGUGCAUUAGGACUGUCACUUAGAUACAAAUAGAAAUGAAAAAUGUAAUGUUUUUUCCAUUCUUUCAUGUGUCAUCCAUAUAAAAAAUUAAUUACAUGAUUGUUCAUUGUAAAUUAGACAACAUAUUGAGUGUAUGAAUGUGUGUAUUUUACUAAAUUAUAAUAUAUAAUAAAGGAGAACUGUACAUUUUUAUAUAACUUGUAAUUAACCGCUCAUAAAAAUGUUUUGUGAAAUUUUAAUUUAUAGAGAUUCAGUGGAUCUCAACCUUGCUAUGGAUUUGAAAAUUAUAAACCUUGUUAUUUAUGUGGAUUUUAUAGUUUAUUAUGGUUUAAAAGAAUUAAAUACUACAGUGUGUGCUUUUAAAUGCAUGUUUUAUAUUUUAUAUACAUACUACUUUUGAAUUUUUUCAAGACAAAGUUUAAAAAAAUAUUGUAUUACUGUAAUAGAAAUAAGUGUUAUGAGCAUGUGUAUCACUUACUGUAAUUCAAUACAAUACACUGUCAUGCUGUUUCUUGUAUGAAAUAAAGAACAUAGAAUAGAAGCCUCCACUGCCAUGACAAGGCUUAAUAUAUUGCUACAAGUUCUACAGUGGUUCCUAGUAAAAAGUAUCUACAUUUUGAAAAGAAUUUUCUCUAUACUUUAACAUAUUUCUAGUGAAAAUAUGUGUUUUCAUUACUUUUUUACAUUAGUUUUAACCAAAAGUUUAACUCAAAAAAUUAUCAUGUUAUGUUCAUGAGAUGUUUUUCACAUGUUAACAGGUUUUAAAAUUGACACUUUUCCUGGUUGUUAAAUAAAACUAUUUAGAGUAAGAUAUUUAUUUCUUCCUUCAUUACAAAUGUAUCAAAUAAUAUAAAAACUGUGUUAAAAUAAAAAAAAACAUUACAC